AUGAAGCGGAAGGCUGAAGCAGCUCUUGACCGCAAGAGCUCUCUCAAGAAGAGAUCGAAAAAUGCUCUGACCGAAGAAGACGCAAAAUCAAGGUUUCGAAAGGGCCUUUUCGACAAGACCGUCCUCAAAAACCAUACCUCUGAAUACGCCUCAUCCUCUCCAUACAAGCACUGCGUCAUCUCGGGCCUCGUCAAUGACACCCUCCUGCGCUCGGUGCGGGACGAGAUCCGGGCCAAUGUCUCCUUCACUCCCAAGGAGACGGACAUCUACAAGAUCCACCAGUCCGGCGACCUGGCGAACCUGGACGGCCUCGAAGACGACGCGCUAGCCAAGCUCCCCUCCCUCCUCUCCCUCCGCGACGCCCUCUACUCGCAGACCUUCCGAGACUACGUAUCCGGCAUCACGGGCUGCGGGCCCCUGAGCGGCCGCAAGACCGACAUGGCCAUCAACGUCUACACCCCGGGCUGCUACCUGCUCUGCCACGACGACGUGAUCGGCUCGAGGAAGGUCAGCUACAUCCUGUACCUGACGGACCCGGACCUGCCGUGGAAGGCCGAAUGGGGCGGUGCCCUCCGGCUGUUCCCCGUGGCGGAGCGCACCGGCAAGGACGGCGAGAAGGCCAAGACCCCCGGCCCGGACGUGGUCAAGGUCAUACCGCCGGCGUGGAACCAGCUGAGCUUCUUCGCCGUGCAGCCGGGCGAGUCGUUCCACGACGUCGAGGAGGUGUACCACGCGGCCGGCGGAAAGGAGGAGCUGGAACGCGACGGCGGCCGCGUCCGCAUGGCCAUCAGCGGCUGGUUCCACAUCCCGCAGAUCGGCGAGGACGGCUGGGUCGAGGGCGCCGAGGAGAAGGCGGCUAAGAACAGCGGUCUCAUGCAGCUACAGGGCAACCCGGACCAGUACGACCGCCCCGAGGCAAGGCCGGUUACGGUCGAGCCGAGCGAGAGCAGCCAGGAGAGCGACGAGUUCAUGCUAGACGAGGCAGAUCUCGAGUUCCUGCUCAGGUACAUCGCGCCGACCUACCUGACCCCCGAUACCCUGGAGCGGGUGGCGGAGCAUUUCGAGGAGAACUUUAGUAUCACUGUGCCAGGGAUACUAUGCGCCAAGUUUGCGGACAGGCUACGAACAUACGUCGAGGCUCAGGAAGCCACACCCUUGCCACAAGAGAGCUCCGCCAUCGAGAAGAAGAGUGCCUGGAAGGUCGCCCGGCCUCCCCACAAGCAGCGCUACCUUUACCAGCGGCCUGGCGACUCCAGCAAGGACGACAACUCGCCCAUCAAGGAACUCCUCGAGGUCCUCCUGCCGAGCCGCCAGUUCCGCGCGUGGCUGCAGAUGGCCACCAAGAGCACAGUCGAGAGCCACGACCUGGUCGCCCGGCGGUUCCGCCGCGGCAAGGAUUACACGCUCGCGACGGGCCACGAUGGCAAGCCCCGGCUGGAGCUCAACCUCGGCUUCACGCCGACGAGCGGCUGGGGAGACGAGGUAGAGGCGGAUGACGAUGACGAGGACGAGGACGAGGACGGCGACCAGUCGGACGCAUCUUCCGAGGCGUCUACGGUUCGCAAUGGCGCUCCCGCCGCCAAUGGGAAGGCGAAAUCUGGCGGCGUCAGUUCCAAAGAGAAGGGCAAGGGCAAGGAAAAGGCCCCUGCGAAGAACGAGCCCAAUGGCAAGGACAAGGAGUGGACCGAGGAGGAGGAGGAGGAGGGAGAGGUUGGAGGUCACGAGGUGUAUAUGGCGGGCGACGAUGAUGACAACGAGGAUGCGGCCGUCUACAAGAGCAGCGCCGACGACGACAACGUCCUGUUCUUCCAGGCCGCGGCGUGGAACAAGAUGACGCUUGUGCUGCGCGACAGCGGCACGCUGCGGUUUGUCAAGUACGUGAGCCGGAACGCGAAGGGGGACCGGUGGGAUGUCAGUGGGUCAUUUGAAAUUGAGGAGCAGGAGGAUGAGGACGAGAGGGGAGAGAGGAGCGGUGCCCCGGUGGGUGUGCUGGACGACUCUGAGGAGGAAGAGUUCAAGGGGUUCUCAAGCAGCGAUACCAUUUCGAAGUACUCAGAUAUUAUCAGCUUGCAGUCGUUCCACCACACAUCACAAUGUAAGAUUCCCACUACCACACUGCUCAUAUCAAAUAGUAUACUAAUGCAGUCAGCUACCCCGAAGGCGCAAGCCACUCCCUUUGCAACACAAUUUGGAGGCAAUGCCAGCACUGCGAGGACAUGCGCAGUAUCAAUCGGAAGGUUCUUUUCCCAGAGCGCCCGUGUCCUGAACACCGAAGAGUCUGGCGACGCGCAGGCUGUCGACAAUGCUCUGAGGUCUGCUUCGGAGACUGGAGCCACUACGACGAAAUCAGGGGCACCCGCUGGCAGAGAAGGAGAGACUCCUCACGGCAUCUUCAUUCGCAACAUGGUCUUCGACGCGACUGAGGAACACCUCAAGGAAAUCUUUGAGAAAUACGGAACGGUGACCAGGGCUGCUGUUUCGCGUGAUGCUCGUGGCCUGAGCAAAGGAUUCGGCUUCGUUUGGAUGAACAGCGCCGAAGAGUCUGCCCGGGCAAUCGCCGAAGUGCAUGGCUCCUUCUGGCACGGUAGACGCAUCCAGUGCGCCCCGAAGACGUCACCGAACGCGUCCGCUCGCACGGCAGCACAGGAGCCGACCAAGUACAUCUAUAUCGGAAACAUCCCGUACGAGACGACCGACGCUGAGCUGAACCGCCUCUUCAAGAGCCUGGAUAACGUCGUAGACGUUCGUGUCGCCGUCGACCGCGUGACUGGCUGGCCGCGAGGCUUCGCCCAUGCCGACUUCACCGAUGUCGAGGCUGCACAGAAGGCGCACCAAAUGCUGCAGGACUUCCAGCUUGCUGGCCGGCAGCUCCGCGUUGAUUUCACGACUGGCCCGCAAGAUGGGUCAGGCUCGAAGGGCCAGAAGCCAUCCUAA
Phialemonium atrogriseum is the source of this 2934-nucleotide messenger RNA. Its product is annotated as Oxoglutarate and iron-dependent oxygenase degradation C-term-domain-containing protein. The transcript has 5 exons. NCBI's taxonomy places the organism in Eukaryota, Fungi, Ascomycota, Sordariomycetes, Cephalothecales, Cephalothecaceae. The record is from RefSeq and is a predicted model, not a curated record. Gene Ontology annotation, molecular function: iron ion binding; RNA binding; peptidyl-proline dioxygenase activity. Gene Ontology annotation, biological process: regulation of translational termination; peptidyl-proline hydroxylation. Bases 1 to 2934 code for a protein of 977 amino acids. Gene Ontology annotation, cellular component: cytoplasm.